Molecule: messenger RNA, 840 nt
Organism: Mya arenaria
Lineage: Eukaryota; Metazoa; Mollusca; Bivalvia; Myida; Myidae
Product: lactadherin-like
Exons: 8
Coding region: 1-840 (279 amino acids)
Source: RefSeq, a predicted model, not a curated record
AUGGCGACCGGAUUAAGACUUAUUGUUUGGGUGUUAUUUGUCGUCAGAGAUGUUUAUGGACUGGACACCCUUUGCAAUGACAAGUUGCUGAAGUCCGUUCCAGAUGACCACAUAACCGCCACAAGUUACAAAUCCGACCCCACACUCACCGGACAUCCUCCUAACGGGCGGCUCAAUACCACGGAGGUGGCCCUGGGCAAUGGCUCCGUCUCCAUGGGUGCUUGGGCUCCGGCUGGGGAUAACAAUGGGGAGCAUAUACAGGUUAUGUUUGAUGACGUCACUAUGGUGAAUGGUGUGUUUACCCAAGGCCGUAACCAAGGUACCGACCACGUGACGCUGUUCAAGGUCGAGUACACUGAGGAUGGGAGCACGUGGCAGACAGUCAACGACGACAUAGGGGUGGAAAAGGUUUUUGGAGGGAACUCGGAUGGUGACACAAUUGAGAGUAACGAUUUCGGCUGUCCAGUAUUCGCCAAGGGUAUCCGCAUCGUUCCUAUGGGCUGGGAGAAGCAUAUUGCGCUGAGGUUUGAUGUCAACGGCUGUUACCUUGACGACAGCGGGACAGCAACAACGAACACGACGACACCGUUUAAGCCCGGUAUAGUAACGCCAUUUGGUGGGACAACGAAAGCACCAACUGCUCUCUCACUUCUAUCAAUAUUUACCUGGGGUAUUAUAUACCUGGUAUCAUUAUCAUCCGCAUCAUCAACAACCACAAGGACCACCGUUAGAACGACAAAGACAACAACGACCCCAAAGACAACAACAACAACGACAGCGUAUGUGUUCCAUCCGGGUAUUUUGGAUCCGUUCGGCGCUGUUCCUUCUCUAAUCGGAUAA